GGCAUGUCUUUGACACAUCUGCCCUGCCAUCCUGGUUGUAUCUGAAAAAGGCGAAUAAGAAUCUGCGGGUUUGCAGUUCCAGUUCCAUCUACACUGUGUAUUGUAUCAUACUGUACUGUAAUGUUGGUCUGUCUUCCGAGUUCUUAACUCAUCCGGUCACCGUCAAGUUUCCACAUCUUGAUAAUUCCCUAAAACUGGAGGAUAAAGGGGAAAUUCACAAAGAUUUGCAGCGAUGGAAAAGGCUACUCGGGAAGCGGACGUAAACUCGGUCGAAGAACAUUAUGUCCUACCUUCGACAUUCUCGCCUUGGUCCGGUCACGAGGACGAACCAGACUUCGUCCACUCACAUACCCAAUCAUUGACACCAUCGCCAACCUCAUCGCCGCCGCCCGAGAGGUCUAAAGAGCACCUGUCGGCAGAUGUUGCCGAAGACCAAGUGCUGAGGCCCCAGUUAUCGCGGCGAAUCUCGCCCUUCAGGUCUGCGUCAACGCCGCAAGCUCAGCAGGACGACGAGCAACUUAUGCUAAGGCCGGAUGACCACGGCAUGCAACCCGUGACCGAAACCACGAUUUCGGCUGGAGAUGUUCAGAAACAAGGUACCGUACGGCGCACUAGGUUCACGGAGUUAUUGAGUCGCUCUCUAUCGCUAUCGUUACUAGGCAAGAAAGUACCCCCCUCACCUAGUAGCAAUUACAACACGAUAGUAGAGGAUCCUUCGGCUCAGCAAGGCCCUGAGCAUUAUCCAAUGGGCUCAGUGAAUGCGCCCCAUACAGCUGCAGAGGAGAGGUGUGGUACUUCAAGUUCAAGCAGCUCGGACGACGACUCUGAUGUCGACCUCGACGAGCUCGCUACCAAAUAUGAACGACCUCCUUUAGAUUGUCACUCGAGGCGGGAUGUGUACACUAAGCGCUGGAGCUGGACAUUCAUUGUCCUCGCGUCACUAUCCGUAUACUCUACCCUCGCUAGUGGACUAUGGCUAUUCACCUCUAUCUACCAGCCGCGCUACGGAAGGGGGAUAUCUGAUAGCGAGGGUUGGAAAAUGGCCCCCUCAACCGCAACACUGCUCUGCACAUUGAUAGCUAAGACUAUCGAAAUGUCUUUCGUAACCGUCUUCGUAGCUUUCCUCGGCCAGGUUCUGACACGGAGGGCAUUCGUUAAGAAAUCCAAUGGCGUGACGCUCGCCGAAAUGACGAUGCGGAACUGGGUUAUCCAACCGGGGUCUUUGCUUACAUACUGGGAAGGAGUUCCUUUCGCGGCUACGACUGUUCUAGGCAUCCUCUCGUUAAUUGCCACUAUCUGCACGAUGUUCUAUACGACGGCAUCUGACGCGAUGGUUAGCCCCAAGUUGAAAUUCGGGGCUUGGGAGUCACGGAGCUUAGAAGGGCUUGUAAAGGCAUCCUACGCGAAUCCGUAUUACGUUCAGAGCGCUUGCUCAACGCCCAUCGACCUACAGAUGGACCCAAAUAACUCGGCCCCCUCCUGUCUUGAUGUGCAGUACUCGGGUCAAUCCUACCACAACCUCCUGACAUAUUUGGGUGAAUGGUAUCCUAUCCACGAAAAUGGAUCAUCUAGCACCGGUCACCUAAGCGGGAGACCCGUAGGGAAGCACAACCUGUUCGAUAACACGACAAUGGCGUCGACCUGGAUAGAGACCGAGUUUGGGGACCCGGAGACAAAUUUUGCGACUUACAACAGGAUUAUAAACAACGUCACACUGGCCAUGCCGCACCCAGGCGUUUACUCGGCGGCCACAGAUCCCCGCAACAAUAUUUUACAGCCGGAUGACUUGGCAGGCGUUGGUGAGUACUCCAUUCGAGCGAGUGUCGUUUCGCCCGUCGUGAACGUUAUGUGCGUGAACAUGGCCCCCGACGAACUAGCACCGCUUGUGUAUACGCGGUGGCCCAACGCGCGGACAGAAUCCACCGACGUCCCUAACCAGCGCACCGGCGUAGAGGACUGGUUCAACGACGUACCGGCACCUUCCGACGACGAGUGGCUGAACCGAACCGCAGUCGACGACAUAUUCCGAUGGGGACCCAAGUACCAGCGCCGGCCGCCUGUCUUUCAACUCUACCCCAUCGCCUACAACAUGAUCACCAACACGUCCGUCUCAAUGUCGGUGGACAUCUACAUCCUCGCGAAGUCCAACUUCACCGACGACUACACGUUGUGCCAGCUCGAGUCCUGGCUAACCCCGAAAUGCUCGACGGAGUUCGACCUGUCCGGCAUAUCGGGCGGGUACAUGCGCGCGCACUGCGAGAACCCGGCAAACGCGAACUCGUACGAAGCCGGGUCCGGCAACACGGACUUUGACGUGAACGCGCCGGCGCCGAGCAUCGACUGGCGCAACCUGGCGGACCAGUGGCGGCUAUCCAUGGACCUGAACGGGGGCGUGCAAAACAACAACGCGAGCAACGCGCGGAUCCUAACCAACCUAAUCCUCAACAGCACUUCGCUCGACCCGCGGCUGCCGUCCAUGGCCGAAGCCCUCGCCGUGCUCGCGUCCUCGACGCUCGUCGCCGGCACCCUGUCGUCGACGUACCGCGCCGUGUGGGACUACCCGUCGGUGUCGAUGACGCCGGGCGUGUACGAGCGCUUCCACGUGUCGAUGAAGACGCAGGAGUACACGUCGUCGCACGUGAUGGCGUGGCAGGGCGUCUUCUACCCCGUGCUCGGCUGCGUCUUCGUCAUCAACCUCGCCUGCCUCUUCUACAUCCUCUGCUACCGCUCCGGGCUCGUCAGCGACUACACCGAGCCGCAGAACCUAUUCGCCGUGUCCGUGAACUCGCCGGCCAGCGCCGCGCUGGCGGGCAGUUGUGGGCACGGGCCCGAUUCCAAGGAGAUGGUGGUCCCCUGGCGCGUGGGAUACUCGGCGGCUGCGAACCAUUACUACUUCGAGGAGGCGAAGGAUAUGAGGAAGGGCAGGCCCGAGAGUAUGGCGAGCGGGUCGAAUUUGCUGUCCCCGCAUGGACGGUACAGGAGCCAGAAUUGGGAUAAUUAUAAGAGGUUGAGCUCGAGCCGGACUUGGUUGUGAGAUAGAGAGUCGUCAUUACGAGAGGAUAUAAUAGUAUAUAGGGAGGUAUUUUAGGUGCAGCAUGUAUAUAAUGGGGCAUUUCAUCAGGACAUACAUACAUAUCGGCAUAGCGGCGGCGUUCGAGGGUUAACGGCUUGGGAAUACCAUCUGGAAAACGGGAAAAGAGAAAGGGAAACAGCCCACUCUGCAUUUACAGGAUCAUCACAUACGGUACAUACCUGGUACUAGCAUACACAUACUAGCAAAUAAAACAAGUUCACACAUUA
Molecule: messenger RNA, 3300 nt
Organism: Annulohypoxylon truncatum
Lineage: Eukaryota; Fungi; Ascomycota; Sordariomycetes; Xylariales; Hypoxylaceae
Exons: 5
Coding region: 233-3034 (933 amino acids)
Source: RefSeq, a predicted model, not a curated record